Molecule: messenger RNA, 753 nt
Organism: Tarenaya hassleriana
Lineage: Eukaryota; Viridiplantae; Streptophyta; Magnoliopsida; Brassicales; Cleomaceae
Product: phosphoglycerate mutase-like protein 1
Exons: 9
Coding region: 1-753 (250 amino acids)
Cellular component (GO): cytoplasm
Molecular function (GO): phosphatase activity
Source: RefSeq, a predicted model, not a curated record
AUGGAAGCAAAGUUCAUGUACCCUUUGCAGAGCUGCAAAAUUAUACACUUCGUGAGGCAUGGACAUGCGAUGAACAACGUUGAAGCACAGAAGGAUAGGGAUGCCGUUUUGUCUCCUCAUCUCUUCGACGCCCCUCUUGCAGAACUCGGUCGCCGACAGGUCGAGAAUUUGCGUAAGCGAGUUAUAGAAAACGGGGUAAUGAAGAGGAUUGAGCUCGUUAUAACUUCACCCUUGUCGAGGGCUAUGGAGACAGCCGUCGGAGUUUUCGGAAGCCAGAAUGAGUCUCUUGUUACCAGCAGCCCUCCCAUUGUUGCUCUCGAGCUUGCUCGAAACCGCAUCGGACUUCGCCCGGCUAAUAUGAGGAGAGAUGUGAGCGAAUACGAAAGUUUAUUAUAUAACCCUUUUCCCCCACUCUCUUUUCUCGAUAAUAUAUAUAUAUAUAUACAGAUGGAAGAUGAAGAGGACAAACUUUGGAAAAUUGACGUCCAGGAGUCCGAAGAAGAGCUAUUAGCUAGAGGAACUGAAUUCAUGAAAUGGUUAUGGAAAAGACCCGAAAAGGAGGUCGCAAUUGUAAGCCAUGGAAUGAUGUUGCGACAUGUUUUGUACGGUCUCGCCGGCGAUUCCCAUGUUCCCACGGGACAUGACUUGUGUAAGAGGUUUGAUAACUGCGAAAUCCGCACCGUUGUGGUCAUUCACAAAAGGUUAGUAAGAUUACGCUUCCAUGACGGAUUAAUUCCUCGCAGGGAAACCUAA